This is a messenger RNA of Cornus florida, 786 nucleotides long. RefSeq lists its product as uncharacterized. The coding region runs from base 1 to 786 and encodes 261 amino acids. Gene Ontology annotation, biological process: regulation of DNA-templated transcription. The record is from RefSeq and is a predicted model, not a curated record. Lineage: Eukaryota; Viridiplantae; Streptophyta; Magnoliopsida; Cornales; Cornaceae. Gene Ontology annotation, molecular function: DNA binding; DNA-binding transcription factor activity. The transcript has 3 exons.
AUGGUGGCUUAUGUCUCAUCUCCGGCGGCAGUCCAUCAUCCCCUCAAAAGAGUCUCUCUCUGUCGAUCCUCGUCACCAGCGAGGUUGCCAUCAGCACGUUCAUCUGCCAUCAGACCAGGAAAAGACAAGGCUCUGAUACCAACUGACUAUGCCCAUUUGGCCCCCUGGCGGUCCAAACAAGCCAUAAAGGCUUCAGCAAUCAGUUUUACAUCACUCAGCACUUUUGACAUUGCCGAGGACGCAGCCAUGGCAUAUGAUCGUGAGGCCUUUAAGUUGAGAGGUGAGAACGCUAGGCUCAAUUUCCCCGAACUCUUCCUUAAUAAAGACAAAGACACAGCUGCAGCAUCAGCAGUAUCAACAGAACCUAGUUCAUCCUCUUCUUCUCCUCCUACUCCCCACGAAAGUUCAAUGCCAAGCCAGAACUCGAAGCAGCCUCAGCAAGCUCCUGAAGGCCUUGAUUUGCAGGCCUCCAAUACAGAAUCACUGCCACCUACUCGAGGAGAUAGUGUCGGUGAUGAUACCAGAUUGGGAUCGAGUGAAGCCACGGCAAGUGAUGGAGUUGAGGUGGUUGCAGGAGGUUCUGGUGCAGGGGAAGGUAGUUUGGAGUCGACAGAAUUGGUUUGGGAUGAAAUGGCAGAGGCUUGGUUCAAUACAAUUCCAGCAGGUUGGGUCCAGGAAUUUCAUGACUCUGAUCCGCAGAAGCAACAAGCCAAUUUUGGUUCAGCUCCGUCCUCCUCAUCUUCAUCAACCAUGAAGCCCUUCUUCUGGAAGGACAGGAAUGAAUAG